AUGGAGUCACUUAGUCAUUCAGAUUUUCAAGAGAUACUCACUGCGUGGUGUGAUGAGGUUCUCAUUGACAAAUCACAUGCCCUAGUGUUGGUGGGUGUGUCUGCAGCUGAGGAGGUAGCACAUAUUGAAGAAAUCACAGAGUCAGUAAAAGUGUGGGGAAGAGUACGUGUUAGAGCUACUAAGACAGACCCAAAUUCACAUAAACAGCUCGUAUUGUGUGAGACCCGAGAGGUAGUUAAUCCUGCUCUUGUGCCUGUUGAACUGUUGUCUGCUGCUGGGGAAGAACCGUGGAAAGUAGUAGUAUACAUGGAAAAGGUACCUUCCUCUACUGAAUUUGCUGAAAAACUUGCCAUGUUUUUAGCAGGUGAAGGAAAGUCAUUGACUGAUGUGCAAGCUCUUCUGUCUUCCCAAGGUCCUAGUGCUAGUUCUCCAGAGGCUAUCAUUCGUGCAGUGGGGGAUCUGUUAGAGAAAACAGGUAAACCAUCCAACACUGAUAAUGUUUACAGAAGGCUGCGCAUUUUUUCUGGUACUGUUCCUACACCACCAGGAGAAGAAACCUUAGAUGGUUGGAUUGAUCAAGCCCGAAUGAUGAUUGCAGAAUGCGAAUGCUCUGAGAAGGAAAAAAGGCGUAGAGUUGUGGAGAGCUUAAAAGGGUCAGCACUUGAGAUAAUCAAAGCAGUACGAUUUUCUAAUCCUGAAGCUAGUGUUUUACAAUACAUAGAGGCACUGGAAAGUACCUUUGGUACUUCUGAGUCAGGAGAAGAUCUGUAUUUUGCGUUCCGCCUGUUAAGACAAUGUCCUGGUGAAGCCUUAUCAGAUUUUCUGCGCAGGAUGGACAAAGCGUUGAACAAAGUAGUCCAAAAAGGUGGAGUGUCUCUGCAAAUGGUGGAUCGUGUCAGGGUUGAGCAAUUAAUUAGAGGUGCAGUGGAGUCAGAUCUGAUGCUUCUCCAACUGAGGCUUAGAGAGAGAAAAACUAAACCACCAACCUUUUUGACUCUCUUGAAUGAGAUUAGAGAAGCUGAGGAGAAUGAAGCUGUACGUAAGAAAAUAAGAGCUACUGUAAAGUCUGUACACAGUCAGGAGGAUGACAAAAUAAGCUUUUCAAUAGUGAAAGAGUUAAAAGCAGAGAUUAAGGAUCUGGCAACCAGGAUAGGACAGGGACCUUCAAAGACGUCAGCUGCUUCUAUGAGGAUGGAGUCUGAGCCUACUUCUACAAAAGCACAUGUGGAAACGUCUCGUGAUCUGGAGGUACACUCUCUGAAAGAACAAAUCCAACAAUUACAGCAGAAAAUUAGCGUUAUGAGUGUAGCACAUAAUCAGCUGUGUGAGCAGACUCAAAGACAAUCCAGUUUUAUGCCAAGGACACGGAAAGAUAGAGCUAGACCCCCUCAGGAAGACUUUUUCUGUUACAGAUGUGGAGAAGAUGGGCACAUUGCCACUAAGUGCCAAGCUCCUGAGAACUUGACAAAAGUGAUCCAAAAGCUGGUCAGGUCACUAAGGAAAGCUAAGUGUGACAGAAAGGAAAUGUCAAAUGACAGUGCAAAGACUGAAAACUCUGAUUGUUUCUCAAAGAAAAGCCAGAUUGAUGCUUUGGAAACUGCUUGUCUCCCUUAA
Paramisgurnus dabryanus is the source of this 1614-nucleotide messenger RNA. Its product is annotated as paraneoplastic antigen Ma1 homolog. Gene Ontology annotation, molecular function: zinc ion binding; nucleic acid binding. The record is from RefSeq and is a predicted model, not a curated record. Lineage: Eukaryota; Metazoa; Chordata; Actinopteri; Cypriniformes; Cobitidae.